GCCAUCAGCUCCCAAACUCCACUUCAUCUCUUGCACAGUCACUCGAUUUCCUCCAACCAGGGAGGAGAGAUCCGCCAGCCCUCAUCUCAGCUCAUUCCUAACGUGGAAAAGGGACAGGAAAGACGCCAUAUCAAUCCGAUAGAUUCCAACAAAUCAUCUCCGGAUCAUUUUUUGAUGCCGAAUGCGUGUUAAAGAGCGCGUGCAGUGCGGCACACAUCAGGCUACUUUAUUGCCAUAGCAGCGGCGCGAGCUGCCUGUAGCUGGCACAGGAGCUUCAGCUAGCGACGGAACAAAGAAAAAACACACUAAUAUAACCGUCUGCUGAGCGAACUGCUUCCUUGUUUUCUGAGGAGGAGAAGGCAAGACCCUGAAGACCAAAACUGACAUGAUGUUUCCACAAUCCAGGCACUCGGCUUCAUCGCAGCAGCUGAAGUUCACAACGUCAGACUCAUGCGACCGCAUCAAGGACGAGUUCCAGUUCCUUCAAGCACAAUACCACAGUCUGAAGCUCGAAUGCGACAAGCUGGCCAGUGAGAAGUCAGAAAUGCAACGUCAUUAUAUCAUGUACUAUGAGAUGUCCUAUGGGCUGAACAUCGAAAUGCACAAGCAGGCAGAGAUCGUGAAGAGAUUAAAUGGGAUCUGUGGUCAAGUCUUGCCUUACCUGUCUCAAGAGCACCAACAGCAGGUUCUGGGGGCGAUAGAGAGAGCCAAACAGGUCACCCCACCAGAGAUGAACUCCAUAAUACGGCAGCUCCAGGCUCACCAGCUCUCUCAGCUGCAGGGGCUGGCGUUGCCCAUGACCCCUCUUCCUCUCGGCCUCAGCCAACCGGCCGGCCUCCCCGCUGUCACCUCCAGCUCUGGCCUCUUCUCCCUCUCCAGCAUCCUGGCCUCUCAGGCCCAGCUGGCCAAGGAGGAUAAGAGCACACGUGAGACCUCCGACAGCCACCGCGAGGAAGACGGAGACAAGUCCGACUAGUCACCCGCCAAACCUGCUCCUUCAUCCAAUCAUAAUCCAGAGCUCCAUGUAGAGCAGAGGCACUUGUUUCCCAUUUUCUUUUUCUUUGUUUUCCACUUUCCUUCCAUCUUUCUACCUUCCCUCUAAAUUGCUACUGUGUUCACAUGCCUAAUGUCAUUCGUUCUGGUUUAUUCCACCAGCUCUCUGUAUGUAUUUAUACCAAUCCACCUUUUUAUUGUGUUACGGAAGCUUGAUUUUGAUUUUAUUUACACUAUUUCUUGCCUGCGUAUAUGUAUAUAUCUAUAUAUAUAUAUAUUGUAUAUUUCUUACGAUCGUUGUGGAAAUGGUCUACAAAAUGGUGCGACAGUUAAUGGACCAUCGACCCUUUAGUAAUAAUUCCUCAGUUUUUUUGUUUUUUUUUGUUUUUUGUUUUCUGCUCACUCUCUUCCUUUUAAAAUCUUUCACCUUUUAAAGCCACAAUCUACAAUAACGGAGUCAAAAGCACUUUGGCCCCAGGCAGUAAUUCUGAGACUAAAAGCAACUUUGAAUCUAAAAACGUAACCGUGGCAUAAUCCAUUUAGAGUUUAAAGGAUUGGUGUUAUGUUCGAAGUCAUGGCUGUUGCAUCUUUCCUACCUUAAAGGGACAGUUCAAGUUAAAAUGAGGAUUUGUUUAAUUUUUGUCUUUCCAAACGUGUUUGACUUGUAUUCGUCUGUGGAACACAAAAGGAGCUAUUUUGAAGAAGGUUUGUGCUGUUCCUUUCCGUACAAUAAAAGUGAAUGGUGACCACAGGCAGCAAGCAAAAUUUAUAGUAAAUAACUUACAUUUCUCACAAAAACUUCUUCUGAACACUUGGAAUAUAGCACGAGUCAUAUGGACCAGUUUAGUUUAACUUAAAAAAAAAAAAGAUAUUCAAAAACUAGUCCAUAUGAUU
Carassius carassius (crucian carp) is the source of this 1887-nucleotide messenger RNA. RefSeq names its product TLE family member 5-like. The record is from RefSeq and is a predicted model, not a curated record. Gene Ontology annotation, biological process: negative regulation of canonical Wnt signaling pathway; regulation of DNA-templated transcription. Lineage: Eukaryota; Metazoa; Chordata; Actinopteri; Cypriniformes; Cyprinidae. Gene Ontology annotation, molecular function: transcription corepressor activity; protein binding. The coding region runs from base 386 to 976 and encodes 196 amino acids. The transcript is spliced from 7 exons. Gene Ontology annotation, cellular component: nucleus; transcription regulator complex.